Molecule: messenger RNA, 1364 nt
Organism: Labrus bergylta (ballan wrasse)
Lineage: Eukaryota; Metazoa; Chordata; Actinopteri; Labriformes; Labridae
Gene: rassf4a
Product: Ras association domain family member 4a
Biological process (GO): signal transduction
Source: RefSeq, a predicted model, not a curated record
UCCAGCUCUGAAUACCGCUCGGCCGGGGAGGCAUGAAGACUGGAAGAUAAGCGGGAUACAUCGCUGCUGGAUACACGGAAGAAGAGCACGGAGGACGCGCUCUGAUAUGCUUUGCUUGAGUCAAAAUGGAUGAGCGUCAGACCCACGUGAAGCUCAGCGAGGAGAAGCUGAUACUAAAGUCUGACAUCCUGUCGCUGCUGAGGACCUACAACUGUUACCACGAAGGGAAAAACUUCCAGCUGAGGACUCGGGAGGAGGACGGAGAGCUUAUCCUUGAAGGGUUGCUGAACAUCUACUGGGGUCUGCGUCGACCAAUCAGACUUCAGAUGCACGAUGACAAUGAAAGAUUUCGUCUCAACCGAAACGACAGGUCCUCCUUGAUAAAGCAGUUUUCAGGGGAGGCCAAUAAUAAUUCAGUUGGCAGUGAAAGCCGAGCAGCCGGUGAUGACGUCGGCGGUCUGGAGGAGGAGGAUUCACCGCAGCUGCUGAGGACAAGAAGUGAUGCUUCCUUCAUGCGUGUGCAGAGAAGGUCAAACACGCGCACCGCCAGAGACCUGCACCGCCUGCGCUCACACAGGUUCUCAAUCAACGGACACUUUUACAACCACAAGACAUCUGUAUUUACUCCGGCGUUCGGUUCAGUAACUAAUGUACGAGUGAACAGCUCAAUGACGACUAUACAAGUCCUCAACCUGCUGCUACACAAGUUUAGGGUGGAGAAUAAAGCUGAAGAGUUUGUCCUCUACAUGGUGCACGAGUCUGGUGAGAGGACCCGACUGAGGGAUGGCGAAUACCCGCUGGUUUCUCGUGUGCUUUACGGACCCUGUGAGAAAAUCUCCAAGAUCUUAAUCACGGAGGUCGACCUGGGAGAGGAAGUCACUUAUGAUGUGGCCCAAUACAUAAAGUUUGAGAUUCCUGUUUUAGACAGCUUUGUGGAGAAACUGAAAGAGGAAGAGGAGCGCGAGAUAAACAAACUAACCAAAAAGUACAGUGCUCUGAAGUCAAUGAUUCAACAUCAACUGGAAGGCAAAGAUCACACCAGCGACAGAGUAUGAAUGUGUCUGUAUACGUGUACGGAUGGUGACCUGUUUGAAUGUGUAGGUGUGUGAGGGGACGGGUUAGGUGCAACACUAGGACUGUUGAUUUACGAUGGUAAUAUAUGUAAACUGUAGUGCAGCGGUUCUCAACUGGUCUAGCCUCAGGACCCACCACCACCUCCUUGAUUAGAAGUCGUGACUCAAAUUUCUGAAAAUAUUCAACCUCUUAGAUUUAUUUUUAAAGAUUAAUUCUGGGGCUUUUUGUGCCUUUAAUGGAGAGAUAGGACAGUGGAUAGAGCUGGAAAUCAGGGAGAGAGAGUAGGGAAU